Molecule: messenger RNA, 414 nt
Organism: Rangifer tarandus platyrhynchus (Svalbard reindeer)
Lineage: Eukaryota; Metazoa; Chordata; Mammalia; Artiodactyla; Cervidae
Source: the annotation of a GenBank genome assembly
AUGUUUCACUUCUUCAGAAAGCCUCCAGAAUCUAAAAAGCCGUCGGUACCAGAGACAGAAGCAGAUGGCUUUGUCCUUUUAGGAGAUACAGCACAUGAACAAAGAGUGGCAGCAAGAGGCAAAACUUCCGAUGUAGAAGACGACCAGCCUUUGGAGACUGGCAAAGAAAACUCAUCCAGUGUGACUGUGGCAGGGCCUGAGACGGAAAAUAAGGCAGGCCAAGCCCUGGAGAACAGCUCACUCAUGGCCGAGCUCCUGAGCGACGUACCCUUCACCUUGGCCCCACACGUGCUGGCCGUGCAGGGCACCAUCAGCGACCUUCCUGACCACUUACUCUCCUAUGACGUCAGCGAAAACUUAUCAAGGUUUUGGUAUGAUUUCACUCUGGAAAACUCAGUACUCUAUGGUUCAUAA